AUGCCAUCGAAACUUUCCAAAUGGUUAGCAUCGUACAAACCAUCAUCUCGUGAAUCAAUGGAUGAACUCAUUGAAUGGAUGUAUUCAAGUGCCAAACUGGUUGAUGAUAUAGAAGAGGCAUUCGAAAAACUAGUAUCCACUAGUUUACCAGCUUUACAAAAUUUUGUCAUCCUUUUAUUACCUUCAUUGUUACACGCGUAUUUGUGUCAUUCUUAUGAGGAUAGUAGUUCAGUAUUUCAAGUAAAGAAAAGUACUUCAAAUCAGGCUGAUUCAUCACAGUCAUCAUUUCUAAACAGUUUAAGCCUGCUAGAGUCUUGCUUAUUAAGUAUAUGCAACUGUUAUAUUUCAAGAAAUGGUCCAUUAAAAGGUGAAUUUGAAUAUUCUGGAAGUGAUAUUAGUAAUUUUCGUCUACCAUCGCUAACUACACCAUCAGUUUUUCAUGACCCUAUACCGAUAAGAGAAACAAUUGAAAGAAUUGAUGCCAAUAUUAAAUCUGAGAAUGAAAAUUACAGUCCACUUCGUGUCUCAGCAACUAUAUAUUUGAUUCAAAAUUAUAUUGAAACACUGUCUGUUCUUGAUUUACAGAAUACUGUUAUAUCUGUCUUAGUUUUUCACUCUUUAUCAAGAUUUUCAAAAUUUUCAAGUCGUAUUGUUAGUCUAUCGAAACGUCCGCGUAUUCCAACUUCUUCCAGUUUAUUAAUGGUAUUGUUAAAUUGUUCUGAUCUGAUUUUAUUCAAACUUGACUGCCUUGAUAAGUGUUCAGACAAUAAUGAUCGUCCUACUGAAUUUAUUCGAUCCUCUAUUAUAGAGAGUAUUAUAGAGAUAAGUAAUCGUGCUGCACAUCAUUGUUUCGCUUCUUGUUUAUUGGUGUGUCAAUCUCUUUUACACUAUCGUAGAAUCUAUUAUGGUUACCGUGAUCGAAAACCUCAGGUGACAAGUGAUGUAGCAACACGAGAUGUUGAAAAUGUUUCAGUUUCUCAAAAUGGACUUGAUGUUUCCGGUCAAGUAACGCCUGUAACUGCUGUUCACUUUGUAGAUGAUUCAACUGCAAAUCCUGAAUAUGCUACUCGAUCGAAGCUUAGUACUGCAACUACAGAAGUAUUUACAAGUGCUUCAUUUAAACUGGAGGCUGUGUCUGAAGAUAUCACACCUAUUAGUGAAAAGCCGCAGACGCAUAAAUCGGAUAAGUUAUAUAAACAGGAGAAUGUAAGUGGAUUACAUACUGAUAUAUGCAAUAGUGGUAGUAGUAGUGUUGUUAAGACUGAUACCAGCAAUAACUGCAAUAAUAAUAAUAAUAAUAAUAAGGAUAACUCCAGGAGAAGUAAUCGGGCUAAACUAGGCGUUGGUUUUAGAAUUAAACCUAGCGAUCACAGAAAGCAUCAUACUAUAGAAAAGGUUGUCUACACACCAGAAAAAGAACAGUGA
Messenger RNA from Heterobilharzia americana, 1425 nucleotides. The record is from the annotation of a GenBank genome assembly. Lineage: Eukaryota; Metazoa; Platyhelminthes; Trematoda; Strigeidida; Schistosomatidae.